Betta splendens (Siamese fighting fish) is the source of this 1619-nucleotide messenger RNA. RefSeq lists its product as uncharacterized. NCBI's taxonomy places the organism in Eukaryota, Metazoa, Chordata, Actinopteri, Anabantiformes, Osphronemidae. The record is from RefSeq and is a predicted model, not a curated record. The transcript is spliced from 10 exons. Bases 1 to 1077 code for a protein of 358 amino acids.
AUGACAGCUAGCAGAGAACGCUUAGCUGCGUGUGAUGGCCGCCACUGUGUCCCCUUUGCGUUGUCACGCACGUCCGUGCACGUGCGUCAAAACCAUGAGCAAUGGAGCGCCACUUGCCCCCGAGGAUCUGGGAGCUCUGGACACGGUUCAGACGGUGGAGCCGCGGAGGCAGACAGCGGUGGCAGCCGGAGGGGGAAGUUGCUGUGCACGGUCGUCCACCUAGGCGUUGGAGGACUCGCUUUGAGCGAGCCACUUCCCACGUUCUGGAAGUUGGCCCCCCCACCUCUGGCAUUGAGGUACCCCGCUUUGACCUGCCUUCUUACACACAACUUCCUCUUUACACUGAUCUCUUUCCUCCUCAUUCUCCUCCACGCUUUCCUGUUCCUUCUGCUAUUCCUUCCACACCUCCUCCUCCCUAUUCUCCUCCACGCUCUCCUGUUCCUUCUUCUGUUCCUUCCACACCCCCUCCUCCCUAUUCUCCUGUUCCCUCUUGCUCUUUUGCUGCUCCUCAUUCUCCUCCACGCUCUCCUGUUCCUUCUUCUGUUCCUUCCACACCCCCCUCCUCCCUAUUCUCCUGUUCCUUCUUGCUCUUUUGCUGCUCCUCAUUCUCCUCCACGCUCUCCUGUUCGUCCUUCUUCUGUUCCUUCCACACCCCCUCCUCCUUAUUCUCCUGUUCCUUCUUGCUCUCCGGCUCCUCCUCUUUCUCCUCCAUGCUCUUUUGCUCCUUCUUCUUCUAUUCCACCUUCACCCCCUGCUCCUUCCCCUCUGGUUCCACUUAUUGUGGCUCCUUCUGAGCUGCCCUGUGUUCCCGAUGCUGGCCUUUCCCUGUCUCCUGUUAUUCAGGACUCAGGCUCCACAGUGGAAGGGACCAGCGAGGACUUAGCGGUUGGGGAAACCAACGAGGCUCCUAGCAGCAGCAGCAGCAGCAGCAGCACACCUGGUAGAGCCAUAGGUCAGUUCAGUUACAGUGGCACUGGGGACACAUGUCAUCUCCCACUGAAGCUCCUCAGUGGCAGAGGAGGAUGGACUGCAGUGUCAUGUGCUUUGGAGGGGACACAUGGUUGUCUGCUGUUCUAAUCAUGCUCCACACCACAGGGAGCAGUGCCACUGAUACUGAUGUACUGACCAGUGUGUCUGUCAGUCCAGCAGACAAAGUUUCAUAAGGAGAAGGCGCUGAGGGCACGAGGAGAAGGAGAAGGUGACACCAGGCAAUGAGACGACCGAUCUGGACCAUGGUCCUGCAGUCCAAGGAGAUGUCAGAGCGAUUGCAGGAACUACGGCUGCACAAUUACAUUCAGUGCAGCUGUGGAGGAUGGACACAACAGACACCAUAGGACCACCUGGAGAGAAGUUGUCACCUGUGUCUAUGGAGGCUCAAUGCUCAUCCUUCGGCUCUUUGCUCCCUCCAGCCUCCGGUCCCGACAGAGGGGAGCCUCCCAGUCCCAACCACAUAGAGGAAGUGUCUUUAUCACUGCUCCCUCUGUGCUGCUGGGUUUGGGAGACUCUUCACAUAAUCAGUGGUGUUGGCCUCCAUCUGUAAACAGAAGACGUUCAGGACAAGUCAUUUUCAUAAAUCAUUUGAAACAAAUUGUAAUAAAUACAUUUCAUGUUAAACAUCA